This is a messenger RNA of Pseudomassariella vexata, 1374 nucleotides long. RefSeq names its product cytochrome P450. The transcript has a single exon. Lineage: Eukaryota; Fungi; Ascomycota; Sordariomycetes; Amphisphaeriales; Pseudomassariaceae. Gene Ontology annotation, molecular function: heme binding; iron ion binding; oxidoreductase activity, acting on paired donors, with incorporation or reduction of molecular oxygen. The record is from RefSeq and is a predicted model, not a curated record. The coding region runs from base 1 to 1374 and encodes 457 amino acids.
AUGUCGAAGAUUUGGUAUGCUCGAGCAUGGAUGGGUGGCUAUUGGCCCUGGGUACUGCACGACGCACACGUGAAGUACGGCGACAUCGUCCGCAUCGGCCCCAAUGAACUGUCCUUCGGCUCCGUCCAGUCCGUGAAAGACAUAUACGGGCCACCGUCAAAGAUGCGCAAGCUCUUCCCCAAGUCGGAUCUCAUGUACGACAUCGGCGAGCCAUCCAACGUAGCCUAUGAGAUGGACCCCAAACGACACGCACAGCGUUUGAAAUUGCUUGCCCCUGGAUUUCGAACUCAAUCUCUGCGAGAUCAGGAGCAUAUCAUCCACGAGCACGUCGAUCUUCUCAUGGACAAGAUUGCCCAUCUGAGCCAGACGUCAAGCAAUGGCGUUGAUAUGAGUACAGCGUACGAGUGGCUCACCUUUGACAUCACUGGCCAGUUGACAUUUGGGGAGUCGUUCGGGGCGGUCAAAGAAGGCCGCUCGCACUUCUGGAUUUCCAUUCUUUACUCGUCUAUCUAUGCGGCCAGUCUGUUCACCCUGCGGAAACGACUCCCCAUCCUGGGUCUCUGGCUGGUUUUCAUGGCGCUCUUUUCGCCUUCCUUGAAAGCAAUCAUCGAGAGCAACAAACAACAUGCAGAGUUGACACUCGAAAGGGUGAAGAAACGAAUCGAGAUGGGUGAUACACACACCCCAGAUUUCUUCGCAAACAUCAUCCAGAGUGGAGAAUUAUCCGAGGCCGAGAUGGCGUCCGAAGCAAACGUGCUAAUCACAGCCGGAGCGGAAACAACCGCGGUGGGCCUUGUCGCAGCGAUCUGGUACCUUUCGACCAAUCCCAGCACCAUGGAAAAGCUGCAGCGCGAGAUCCGGACCAGUUUCAAAUCCUACCAAGAUAUUACCGGCGAUUCCACCGCCCAGCUACCCUACCUGAACGCCGUCAUCGAGGAACUGCUGCGUAUUUUCCCUCCCACAGCCGCAGGACCGUCCAGAAAAUCGCCAGGCGAAUGGGUCGACGGACACUACAUCCCCAAGGGCGUGGGCGUUACCUCACACAACUGGUUUAUUCAACACGAUGGCCGCAUUGUCGACAAUCCCGAGUUGUUUGAGCCGGAGAGGUGGCUCGGCGAACGGUCGAAGGACAAGCCGUUCACAUGGCCGUUUUCCCUGGGUCCGCGUUCUUGUCUGGGAAUUAAUCUGGCCUACAUGGAGAUGCGGGUUACUAUUUCGAAGCUGGUGUACCGGUAUAACUGGACGUUGGCCCAUGAUUUGAGUAAUGGGUAUGAUUGGCCUACGGAGUGCCGCAUGAAGAUGUUGUGGAGGAAGGCUGAGCUGAGGGCCGUUUUCCGUCCUGCAGAGAUUUGGAGCGAGAAGGCAACUAGCUAG